AUGAAAGUGGAGGCGGCAUUGGCUUCCACGAGAAAGGGUGUAGUACCCAUCGAUGCCAUCGCCAGUGAAUCGAGAGGCACAAGUGUUGAAGCGAAAACUUGGGAGACUCAGACGGGGAAAACGGGAGAUCAACUAGGGUGUGCAAAAGGGUUGGAGCAAAGUGAAGAAAAGAGUGAGAGUGUAAUGAAAAAGGGUCCCAUUGGGAAUGUAGUUUCAGUGGUGAGGAUCGAUAAUUGUAAAGAGAAAAUUUCACGCACCAGUCCCAUCAUGAUCAUCUGCGAGGCUUCAUCGUGGUGUCGUGUAUCGGAGUGA
This is a messenger RNA of Sphenostylis stenocarpa, 312 nucleotides long. The record is from the annotation of a GenBank genome assembly. Lineage: Eukaryota; Viridiplantae; Streptophyta; Magnoliopsida; Fabales; Fabaceae.